CCGGCCUGCCCAGGUGGGGCCAGUGACGCAGGUGGUGCGGGCAGGUGCAGCAAGCAGGUGCCCAGGCGCGCCCCGCCUCCGCCCGUCCCAGCGGCCCCUACCUGCCCAGGCCUCGCAACUGGAGUGGUCCCGGGCCCUACCAGCCCGCCGUGCGCCCACCUGGCCGGAGCUGGAGCGCGACGCCCCUCCCGCCGGGCCGCACAGGAAGUGGGGGAGGGCGGAACCAGGAGGACAGCGCGGCGGGAGGACUGUGAGCCCGGCUGGACACUGGACCCGCAGCGCCUUGGCCGGUUGCGCGCGUUACUCCGCUCCUCGGUCCCGCGGCGCGGGACCCUGCAACUAUCCAGAUGUCCCAGCGGCACUCCGACAGCUCCCUGGAGGAGAAGCUCCUGGAAUACCGCUUCCACUCAGAGCUGCAGCUCGAUGCCAAUGGGAACCCAGCGCCUGGGCUCCCGGUGGUCCGGACCUCCCUGCAGGCCAGGGUCAAUGCAGCUUUCCAGCCUGAGGCCCCGGUGGAAGAGGAGCCGCGGCCUGUUGUCCUGAGCACACAGAGCCCUGCAGCCCUCAAGAUGGGCACUCAGCAGCUGAUCCCCAGGGGCCUGGCUGUGGCCAGCAAGGCAAAGACCCCACUCCGGCACCAGAGCUUUGGAGCGGCCGUGCUCAGCAAGGAGGCUGCCCGACGGAGCCCCCAGCUUCCCUCGACCCCCAGCUUCUCGAGGGACGACAUGGACAUGGACAUGGGCCCUGGGGGUUUGCUGAGGCGAAACCUGCGGAACCAGUCCUACAGGGCAGCCAUGAGGGACCCGGGGAUGCCAGGUGGUCAGGGAGACCCCAUCCAGCUCAGCCCCAAGCUCCAGGCUCUGGCAGAGGAGCCCCGCCAGCCACCUGCUCGGAGUCCAGCCAAAAAUAAGAAGACACUGGGGCGGAAACGUGCACACAAGGGCUCCUUCAAGGAUGACCCCCAGCUCUACCAGGAGAUCCGAGAGCGGGGCCUGAACACCAGCCACGAGUCAGACGACGAUUUGCUUGAUGACUCCUCCAGCCCUGACAGAGCCCGGAAGGUGGACACCAUCGUGGUCAAGAACUACCGGCCUGCCCAGAUCACCUGGAGCCAGCUGCCAGAGGUGUUGGAGUCAGGCAUCCUGGACAAGCUGCCCCCUGAGGAGCGCAAGAGGCAGGAGGCCAUCUUCGAGAUCCUCACGUCUGAGUUCUCCUACCAGCACAGCCUGAGCAUCCUGGUGGCCGAGUUCCUGGAGUCCAGGGCCCUGCGGUCAACCAUGACACAGAUGGAGCACCACCACCUCUUCUCCAACAUCCUGGAUGUCCUGGGCGCCAGCCAGAAGUUCUUUGAGGACCUGGAACAGCGGCACAAAGCACAGCUGUGUGUGGAGGACAUCAGCGACAUCCUGGAGGAGCACGCCGAGAAGCACUUCCACCCCUAUAUCGCCUACUGCUCCAACGAGGUCUACCAGCAGCGCACCCUGCAGAAGCUGACAAGCAGCAACACCAACUUCCGCGACACCCUGAGGGAGAUCGAGAAGCGGCCUGCGUGCGGGGGCCUGCCCAUGAUUUCUUUCCUGAUCCUCCCCAUGCAGAGGGUGACUCGGCUGCCCCUCCUUACCGACACGCUGUGCCUCAAGACCCAGGGCCACCCCGAGAAGUAUAAGGCUGCCAGCCGUGCACUGAAGGCUAUCAGCAAGCUGGUGAAGCAGUGCAACGAGGGGGCCCACAAGAUGGAGCGCACGGAGCAGAUGUACACGCUGCACACGCAGCUGGACUUCAGCAAGGUCAAGUCCCUCCCGCUGAUCUCUGCCUCCCGCUGGCUGCUGAAGCGAGGGGAGCUCUUCUUGGUGGAGGAGGCCGGGCUUUUUAGAAAAAUCGCCAGCCGGCCAACAUGCUACCUGUUCCUAUUCAAUGACUUCCUGGUUGUGACCAAGAAGAAGAGCGAGGACAGCUACAUGGUCCAGGAUUAUGCUCAAAUAGACCAAGUCCAGGUCAAGAAGAUGGAACCUUCAGAGCUCCCUCUGCCAGGGGGUGGCAACCGCAGUUCCUCUAUUCCCCACCCCUUCCAAGUGACCCUGCUGCGCAAUAGCGAGGGCCGUCAGGAGCAGAUCCUGCUCUCCUCGGACUCUGCGAGUGACCGGGCCCGGUGGAUCACAGCGCUCACAUAUAGGGAGAGGCAGGAGCAGGACCCCACCAACAAAGGAGCCCUGCCCCAGGUGGAGAUCAUCAAGGCCUACUUCGCCAAGCAGGCGGACGAGCUCACGCUGCAGCAGGCGGACGUGGUCCUGAUCCGACAGCAGGAGGAUGGGUGGUUCCAUGGCGAGAGGCUGCGAGAUGGAGAGGCAGGCUGGUUCCCCGGGGCCUUUGCCCGCUGCAUCACCAGCCGGGUGGCC
This is a messenger RNA of Tupaia belangeri chinensis (Chinese tree shrew), 2396 nucleotides long. RefSeq names its product Rho guanine nucleotide exchange factor 16 (gene ARHGEF16). The record is from RefSeq and is a predicted model, not a curated record. Gene Ontology annotation, molecular function: protein binding; guanyl-nucleotide exchange factor activity. Gene Ontology annotation, biological process: activation of GTPase activity. Lineage: Eukaryota; Metazoa; Chordata; Mammalia; Scandentia; Tupaiidae.